Messenger RNA from Cladophialophora yegresii CBS 114405, 336 nucleotides. RefSeq lists its product as uncharacterized. The record is from RefSeq and is a predicted model, not a curated record. The coding region runs from base 1 to 336 and encodes 111 amino acids. NCBI's taxonomy places the organism in Eukaryota, Fungi, Ascomycota, Eurotiomycetes, Chaetothyriales, Herpotrichiellaceae. The transcript has a single exon.
AUGCCUGCCGUCUCAGUCGUCGACUAUGAUCCCACAUGGCCGGCGCAUUUCGAACGCAUAGCCGAAAAGCUAAGCUACUACCUUGGCCUUUGCGGCGUGGAGUACCCAGUGAUCGAACACGUUGGCAGCACAGCGGUGGCGGGUCUGAAAGCGAAGCCUAUUAUCGACAUCAUCAUUGAAGUGCCGGACGCUCACAAUGUUGAACUGGCAAAAGAGGCUCUCAUCCACGAGCCACCACCAGAAGCACACUACAAAUGCAUCGGCGACGGCGGUAUCAGGGGCAGACUCAGUAUGAAAAUCCAAGGUGAACGCGUAGUUCCGGGUCAAAGCGUGUAA